Messenger RNA from Pseudozyma hubeiensis SY62, 2358 nucleotides. RefSeq names its product FAD binding domain protein. NCBI's taxonomy places the organism in Eukaryota, Fungi, Basidiomycota, Ustilaginomycetes, Ustilaginales, Ustilaginaceae. The transcript has a single exon. The record is from RefSeq and is a predicted model, not a curated record. The coding region runs from base 1 to 2358 and encodes 785 amino acids.
AUGCUGCCGCCGCACCGAAAGACUCCGGACACGCUGAUCAUGCCAGAAGAUUUUGAAGCGGAAAGUUCCUGCACCUCCUCUUGCGAUUCCGCAGCCGCCCCGACCAGCAGACUCUUAGAGCCUGACACCGACGCAACAGCCCACUUCGACCUGGUCAUAAUUGGCGCAGGCCCAGCAGCCCUAGCCGUCGUCUCUCGCAUCCUCGAAUCGCGUCCAGCCGCACUCUAUACCGAAGAUGAGCACCGUCAUCUCCAUUUCACCCAUCGACGCAAACCAGCGCUCUUACCCUCUAAAGUAGCCAAGACGUCCACAUCGUCGAACAGGACCAUCUCUAAAACGUUGCAGGAUGACACCCGCCGAAGAGAACAGAAGACAGGCAAAGGACUGUGGAACCUCAAGAGCGACGAUGGUGACCUCUGCGGCUGUGAUGGUAGGAUCAAGAUCCUUGUCAUCGACAAGCUGGGCGAAGGAUUUAUGGGACUGUGGAGGAGAAACUUCAGUGCUUUGGGCAUCACACACCUGAGGUCGCCUAUGUUUUUCCAUCCGGACGCAAGCGACUUUGAUGCUCUGAUCGCGUACGCGAACCAGCAAGGACAGGCUGGAGAAGGAACGCCGGAUCAGGUGAUCGGAAUGAUCGAAGGACGCCUUGCAGCUGGUGGUAAGCCGAACACAGCGAAAGGAAGAAGUUGUCGCAGACGAUCAAAGGAUCAACGUUCUCCCUCGCUUGUCGAAGCGCCUGAUGUCGCUUCGGCCCACAAAUGCGAAACACAAGAGUCCCGACUUCCAGAUCUCAUCGAGAUCCUCGGAGUGGUUGGAAAGGAGAAGUCAAAGCACAAGCGCAAACAAAUGCAUAAUGCCGGCGCUGCUGCCGCCACAAACACCAAAGUGCAUGUCAAUGAACGAGACCGUCGUGAUUACUUCACGCCGAGCUCUGCUCUCUUUGAUUCUUUUACGCACCAGCUGGAACGAAGAUAUCGCGUCCAAUCGAACGAAGGCUGUUUGGCGGAGACUUGGCCGAGAGUCUCACAAUUCUUCGAGCACGGUGUUGACGGUGACAUCGAACCGAGUGAGAGCUCUGGUGAAGAGAGCGCUGGACCGGAAGACAGUCCGGUGACGACGUUAAAAGGAAUCGUACAAGACCUCGUUUGGUUCGAUGGAUCAAAAGAGACAAUCCAGGAUGACUUUGGUAAUCACAGUCCUGGAUUCCUCCUCAGCCUCGCUGACAGUCCUGAGCCUCAGAGCAGCAGAACAAUCAUCUCUGCCAAAGCCGUCGUCAGCGCUGUUGCGUUCGGUGGCGUGCCCAUGCUACCAUCGUACUUGACAGCUACCCCAUCGCACUCGAUCUCGGCACCCCCACCUCCAGCGUGUGGUCCUGGAUGGAUGCAUUCCAGCUGCCUCGCCAACCUUCCCUUCCCUGUCCCUCCAUCAUCUUCACCUGCCCAUCAGCGCAGAAUGGUCGUCGUGGGAGGUGGGCUGACAUCAGCUCAGAUCGUCGUACGUGCACUUGAAAAUGGCUACGACAAGGUAAUUCUCUUGACCCGCGGUCACUUGAAGAGCAAGCCCUUCGACGUCGACCUCGGCUGGGUGGGACGCUACAGCAACUUUCUCAAGAUGCAAUUCUGGCAGAACGAUGAUGUUCAGGAGCGUCUCAAUAUGCUUCGUGCAGCGAGGAAUGGAGGCAGCGUCACACCGACGUAUGCAAAGCUGCUGGCUAGACUUCAGGCGCUCGGAAAGGUGGAGAUCUGGACACACACGACCAUUGCUUCGGCCGACUAUGGAAGCGCAUCCACAGCAGACACUGACAACAGAGACAACGCCGCUGGUGACAAGCGAUGGUCACUAACAUUGCGCACCAGCACAGACGGUGGGAAACUCACCUCCAUGACUUCGGACUACCUGCUCCUGGCCACAGGUGCCAAAAUCGACUUUGGCGCACUCCCCUUCCUCCGACACCUUCAGACCACCCACCCGAUCCGACUGGCUGGAGGAUUGCCAGUUCUGACAGCCGAUCUCGAGUAUCGACGCGAUGUUCCUCUCUUCGUCACGGGAGCUUAUGCAGGUCUACAGAUCGGUCCUGCAGCCGGCAAUUUGGGCGGCAUGAGGGAUUCAGCCGAUCGAAUCGCGAACAGACUCUUGGAGCUUCUAUCGCUGCCGCAAGGUGUGGUGCCGGGAGUCGUAUCUCUGCCAGAAACCGUCGUUCCCAGAAGCACGGUAGCAGGUGCGGUGAAGGUCGAGGAGGAGGAGAGGAGAGAGGUGGAUAGCUCGCAGGUGAAAACUUCUCGCAAGGAUCGGGUGAAGGUCGGCAAAGGCUCGGCAUUCACUCAUUUCAACUUUGACGUCUUGUCAAUCGAGGCUUGA